AUGAGUCUCCAGGCCUCAGAAGGCUGUCCUGGCCUGGGAACUAAUGUGUUUGUCCCACAGAGCCCACAAAGGGAUGAAGAAGGCAGCAGGUCAGGAAGAAGUUUCCAUGAGUUCGAGGAUACACAGGACCUGGACACUCCUGGUCUCCCACCUUUCUGUCCUAUGGCUCCUUGGGGCUCUGAGGAGGGGCUGUCUCCAUGCCACCUGCUGACAGUGCGGAUAAUCCGGAUGAAAAAUGUCCGGCAGGCUGAUACGCUGAGCCACACAGACUGUUUUGUGAGCCUCUGGCUGCCCACUGCCUCUCAGAAGAAGCUGAGGACAAGGACCAUCUCCAACUGCCCAAAUCCAGAGUGGAAUGAGAGCUUCAACUUCCAGAUCCAGAGCCGAGUGAAGAACGUGCUAGAGUUGAGUGUCUGUGAUGAAGACACAGUGACACCAGAUGACCAUCUCCUGACAGUUUUCUAUGACCUCACCAAGCUCUGUUUCCGAAAGAAAACCCAUGUGAAGUUUCCACUCAACCCGCAGGGCAUGGAAGAGCUGGAAGUGGAGUUCCUGCUGCAGAAGAGUCCCUCUCCACCUGAGACCCUCGUCACCAAUGGCGUGCUGGUGUCUCGACAAGUCUCCUGCCUGGAGGUUCAUGCACAAUCCAGGAGGCGGAGGAAGAGGGAGAAAAUGAAGGACCUCCUGGUGAUGGUGAAUGAGUCCUUUGAGAACACCCAGCGUGUCCGGCCCUGCUUGGAACCCUGCUGCCCAACCUCUGCCUGCUUCCAAACUGCUGCCUGCUUCCACUACCCCAAGUACUUCCAGUCCCAGGUGCACGUAGAAGUGCCCAAGAGUCACUGGAGCUGUGGGCUUUGCUGCUGCUCUCGCAAGAACAGCCCCAUCAGCCAGCCCCUCGACUGCCUUUCCGAUGGUCAGGUGAUGACCCUGCCUGUGGGUGAGAGUUAUGAAUUACACAUGAAGUCUACAUCCUGCCUUGAGACACCGGACGUGCGGCUGGGCUUCAGCCUGUGCCCGGCAGAGCUGGAGUUUCUGCAGAAGCGGAAGGUGGUGGUGGCCAAGGCCCUGAAGCAGGUGCUGCAGCUGGAGGAAGACCUGCAGGAGGACGAGGUGCCGCUGAUAGCCAUCAUGGCCACUGGGGGUGGAACAAGAUCCAUGACCUCCAUGUACGGCCACCUGCUGGGGCUGCAGAAGCUGAACCUCCUGGACUGUGCCAGCUACAUCACUGGCCUGUCAGGGGCCACCUGGACCAUGGCUACCUUGUACCGUGACCCUGACUGGUCCUCCAAAAACCUGGAGCCUGCUAUCUUUGAGGCCCGGAGACAUGUGGUAAAGGACAAGCUACCCUCCCUGUUCCCAGACCAGCUCCGCAAAUUCCAGGAGGAGCUCCGGCAGCGCAGCCAGGAAGGCUACAGGGUCACCUUUACAGACUUCUGGGGCCUGCUGAUAGAGACCUGCCUAGGGGACGAGAGAAAUGAAUGCAAACUGUCAGAUCAGCGUGCUGCUUUGAGCUGCGGCCAGAACCCCCUGCCCAUCUACCUCACCAUCAAUGUCAAGGAUGAUGUAAGCAACCAGGACUUCAGAGAGUGGUUCGAGUUCUCCCCCUACGAGGUGGGCCUGCAGAAGUAUGGAGCCUUCAUCCCCUCCGAGCUCUUCGGCUCCGAGUUCUUCAUGGGGCGGCUGGUGAAGAGGAUCCCGGAGUCUCGAAUCUGCUACAUGCUAGGCCUGUGGAGCAGCAUCUUCUCUCUCAACCUGCUGGAUGCCUGGAACCUGUCACACACCUCGGAGGAGUUUUUCCACAGGUGGACAAGGGAGAAAGUGCAAGACAUCGAAGACGAGCCGAUCCUGCCUGAAAUCCCCAAAUGUGAUGCUAACAUCCUGGAGACCACAGUAGUGAUCCCAGGGUCAUGGCUGUCCAAUUCUUUCCGAGAAAUCCUUACCCAUCGGUCCUUCGUGUCUGAGUUUCACAACUUCCUGUCUGGGCUGCAGCUGCACACCAACUACCUCCAGCAUGGCCAGUUCUCUAGGUGGAAAGACACAGUGCUGGAUGGUUUCCCAAACCGGCUGACCGAGUCUGCGAACCACUUGUGCCUGCUGGACACUGCGUUCUUUGUCAACUCCAGCUACCCGCCCCUCCUCAGGCCAGAGCGAAAAGCCGACCUCAUCAUCCACCUCAACUACUGUGCUGGGUCCCAGACAAAGCCCCUGAAACAAACUUGUGAGUACUGCACUGUGCAGAACAUCCCCUUCCCCAAAUAUGAGCUGCCAGAUGAGAACGAAAAUCUCAAGGAAUGCUACCUGAUGGAGAACCCCCAGGAACCCGAUGCCCCCAUCGUGACUUUCUUCCCACUCAUCAAUGACACUUUCCGAAAAUACAAGGCACCAGGUGUAGAGCGAAGCCCUGAGGAGCUGGAGCAGGGCCAGGUGGACAUUUAUGGUCCCAAAACUCCCUAUGCUACCAAGGAGCUGACAUACACAGAGGCCACCUUCGACAAGCUGGUGAAACUCUCGGAGUACAACAUCCUGAAUAAUAAGGACACUCUCCUCCAGGCUCUGCGGCUCGCGGUGGAGAAGAAGAAGCGCCUGAAGGGCCAGUGUCCCUCCUAG
Nomascus leucogenys (northern white-cheeked gibbon) is the source of this 2607-nucleotide messenger RNA. RefSeq names its product phospholipase A2 group IVE (gene PLA2G4E). NCBI's taxonomy places the organism in Eukaryota, Metazoa, Chordata, Mammalia, Primates, Hylobatidae. Gene Ontology annotation, cellular component: cytosol. Gene Ontology annotation, molecular function: calcium-dependent phospholipid binding; calcium ion binding. Gene Ontology annotation, biological process: glycerophospholipid catabolic process. The record is from RefSeq and is a predicted model, not a curated record.